AUGGCAAAGCGAAGAGUCAAAAAGCGAACGCACGUGGGCUCUAAGCCCGGUCUUGGCGCCGCAUCAGUCAAUCAUGCGGCCACCAAGCAGCAGGCUGGGUCACGCCCGCCUAAGAGCAUGGUCAUCCGCGUGGGCGCCAGCGAGGUCGGACAGAGCGUGUCGCAGCUCGUGCGAGAUGUCAGGCAGAUGAUGGAGCCGGAUACUGCGACAAGAUUGAAAGAGAGGAGGAGCAACAAGCUACGAGACUACACCACAAUGGCGGGACCGCUAGGAGUCACGCACCUGAUGCUCUUCAGCCGAAGCAGCAAUGGCAACACAAACCUACGCUUAGCGUUGGCACCACGUGGACCGACGAUGCACUUCAGAGUGGAGAAUUACAGUCUGUGCAAGGACAUCUACCACAGCAUGAAGAGACCAAAAAGUGGAGGCACCGAGUACCAUGUUGCUCCCCUUCUGGUCAUGAACAACUUCACCACCCAAGCGCAAGACGAUGCCAAUGGAGAGCAAUCCCAACCGAAGGUACCUAAGCACUUGGAAUCGCUCGCGACCAGUAUAUUCCAAUCCUUGUUUCCGCCAAUCAAUCCCACCACCACUUCACUGAGUGGGAUGAAACGAGUCCUUCUACUUGACCGAAUACCGGAGGAUUCGUCAGCGCAGUCUGGGCAGUAUAUUCUCAACUUGCGACAUUAUGCCAUUGAGACUCGCACAGCGAAAUCUGUGCCCAAACCCCUGCGACGGCUCGACGCGGCGGAGAAGCUCACCCAUGCCGGCCAGAAGCGUAAACGAGGUGCCUUGCCCAACCUUGGCAAGCUCAACGAUGUUUCCGAUUAUCUACUCGACCCACACGCCGCAGACGGCUUCACAUCAGGUUCGGAAUCGGAGGGCGAGACGGACGCUGAAGUCGAAGUCGUGGCGCCUUCCGGCCGCAAAGUGCAGAAGAGAAAGGCGCAGAAAGAUACAGCGGAAGGGCGGGAGGAUAAAGCGAACGUUGAAAGAAAAGGCAUCAAGCUGUUGGAACUUGGACCGCGGCUGAAGCUUCGAUUGACAAAGAUCGAGGAAGGCGUAUGCAACGGAAAGGUCAUGUGGCAUGAGUACAUCCAUAAAUCGAAGCAGGAGAUCAAGGAGAUGGACAGGAUACAUCAGGAGCGGAGAAGAGAGAAAGAGAGGAGGAAGGCCGAGCAGAAGGCCAAUAUUGAGAAGAAGAAGGCGGAGAGAAAAGCGUCCGGACAAUCUGCCGAGGGCGAAGACGAGGAUGAGGAUAUGGAAGAUGACACGGGUGAUGAUGACCAGUGGGACAACGAGGACCUGGAGGAUGACGAUGUCGAAGCUGGCGCGCAGGAUGAAGUCGAAGACGAUGAGAUGCGGGACGGCGCCAGCAGUGAAGACGAAGAAGUCGGCUGA
Messenger RNA from Lecanosticta acicola, 1401 nucleotides. NCBI's taxonomy places the organism in Eukaryota, Fungi, Ascomycota, Dothideomycetes, Mycosphaerellales, Mycosphaerellaceae. The record is from the annotation of a GenBank genome assembly.